Molecule: messenger RNA, 822 nt
Organism: Heterotrigona itama
Lineage: Eukaryota; Metazoa; Arthropoda; Insecta; Hymenoptera; Apidae
Source: the annotation of a GenBank genome assembly
AUGAUUGAAACUGAAAAUAUAGAAGAUCAAAAUGGAUUACGCCCAGAUGGUAGGCGGGCAUUAGAAUUAAGGCAAAUUCGUGUAAAAAUGGGGGUUUUUGGCCAAGCUGAUGGAAGUGCCUAUAUUGAACAGGGUAACACUAAAAUUUUGGUUACUGUAUAUGGACCUCAUCAGCCAAGAGGUUCUACAGGAAGAAACACAAGUAAUAUUAGUAAAGGUAUAGUAAAUUGUCAAUAUAGCAUGGCAGUGUUUAGUUUGUCUUCUGGAGAACGUAAACGCAAACCAAGAGGUGAUAGAAAAUCGCAAGAAAGAUCUCUUCAAUUAAAACAUGCAAUGGAAGCCAUAAUACAUUUAGAGAUAUAUCCACGUUCACAAAUAGAUAUUUAUGUAGAAGCAUUACAAGUUGAUGGAAGUGAAUAUUGUGCAUCUGUAAAUGCAGCAACACUUGCUUUAAUUGAUGCUGGAAUUCCUAUAAAAAAUUAUGCGAUAGGUUGCACUGUAACAUUAAUUAAUAACCCAUCUUUAGAAGAUGAAGAUAAUACAUUAGGGAAAGGAGUGCUAGAUGCAAAUUAUGUAGAAGAAUGUACUCCUGGUGUUACUUUGUCUGUUGUUGCAUUACCAAAUAAUGAUAGUACAUCAAGAGAUGGUUUGAUAGUAGUAGCACAAGGAGCAGGCCAAAGAUUGCACUUAUCUCAAUUUGAAUCUUUGAAAGCUCGUGUAUUAUAUGGAUGUCAAGAUAUAAGAACUAUUUUAGAUUAUGCAGUCAGAGAAUAUUUAACAGAACAAUCACUUCCUUCUCUUUUUCAUGUUGCAUUAAACUAG